Ectocarpus siliculosus is the source of this 6237-nucleotide messenger RNA. NCBI's taxonomy places the organism in Eukaryota, Phaeophyceae, Ectocarpales, Ectocarpaceae. The record is from the annotation of a GenBank genome assembly.
AUGAGCGACACGGAGGAUGUUAAGCUUCCGGUCCCAUCGCGGUCGACGGGAGUCUACGGCGGAGCAAGCGUGGGUGGCCUGCUCUCCGAGCGCGGCACCGCGGGAGGUGGAGUGAGGGGGGCAGCGGCAGCUGCAGCAGGAGGGCCGCGGUCCUCUAGGAAAGUUGUCGACGGUUUGAGGUCGGCAAGCUCCCGGCGCCUGUACAGCUCUUUCGCGUCUAACGGCUCGAGCAAGCUCAUGAACGGGGAGAACACGGACGGAUCCACCGCGGGAGUCACGGGCGGGGGCCGUGUCGGUGGCACCGGGAGCAAGUCCUGCUCCGCAUGUGGCGUUCAGUUCACGUGGCGAAUGAGGCGCCACCACUGCCGGGGCUGCAAGAAGGCGGUUUGCGACCCUUGCAGCCGGGAGCGGCUGCAGCUGGUCGGCGGGGACUCUAAGCGGCAUCGCGUGUGCCACCCCUGCCUGAAGGUCCACCUGUCGUUGGGACGCACGCGGGAGGACCGGCUGGAAAGGGUGUCGGCACCCACGAGCAUCCGUUCGUCCCCCUUCGAGUCGCGAAACACCUCCCAGAACGUCUCGCGCGACGCCUCCCGCCACGGGCCCGGAGGGGGGGGGCACUCCGCCUCGGGGCUGGCCACGUACGCCGAAAACCAGGAGGAGUCGAAGCGCCCCGCCGCGGACGGCGAUGGUGCGGCGGCGGCGGCAGCGACGGCGGCGGCGGCGGUGGCUACCUCCGCCGCGCAGUCGGCGGCGGCGAUGGCGGCGGCGAUGGCGGCCGCUUGGUCGGGCGGCAUGAGCUCCGCCACAACGGUUAGCACGGACGCCGCGACAACAACGACCACGGGUUCGACAACAACAACAGCAACAACGACGACGACGACCAUGACGGCGGCGGCGGCGGUGACCGGGGGUACGGAGCAGGCAUCGGCGGCAGUAAUGACGCCGGAGGUGGUGCUCUCCGUCCCCGCCCACCGGCAAGAACAAGCCGCCGCCGCGGCGCGCGAUGGGGUUGCCGUAGCGACGGCGGUAGCGGUCGGGGUGAGGGCGGUGGAGGACGGUGAGGGCGAGGCCGAGGAGGCCUCCGUGGCGGGUGCGCAGAGCCGUCAGCGACCGCCGCCGCCGCCGGGAACCGGCGUCCACGCCGACCCGUCUAGCCACCAGCACAAGCGGCCGGUGCAAAGCGCCAAGGACCAGAACCCUCUGGCGCUGCCGUGGUUCACGGGGAAGCACACGAGCCCGUGCUCCGUCUGCGAGGACCUCUGGAGGGUGGCCUGGAGCGCGCGGGAAGACUUCCUGAGGGACCUUGGGAGAGCCGAGGGGCAGAAGGGUUACAACCUCGUGGCCAGUUCCGGCGACCACUUGAGGCUUUACGCAGCGGCGAACAUGUUCUGGGGGGGGCAGGCGAUCCGCCUUCGCGUUGAGAUGGAGGUGGCGGUCCCGCUAGGGUUUGCCAUGCGUUGGCUGGCGUCGCUGACGGCGAGGGGGGGGGUGUACUACCCCUAUAGCGACACCGUCCCCUGCGACAUGGUGGAGUCGAGCAACGGCGCGCUCAGCGUCGCGUGCGCGCACUGGCAGACCAACCUCUCGGGGCCAAGGCGGUGCACGCUGCUGCGGUACGUAUCCGAGGACGGAUCCCCACCACCAGGCGUUGCGGACGACCCCUCGUUGGCCGGCAAGCCGCGGGACCCCCGCCCCACGAUCGUGUUCACGACCAUCGAGCACCCCAUCAUGCGGGAGUGGGCGCUGGCAGGCGUGGACGUGGAGGUCUUCCCUUCUGGUCUCGUGCUUGAGGAGAUGGAGUCUUCGGCGGGCCCAGUGACGAAGGUUCAUGGGCUGAUAGGGUGGGACAACAAGGGGACUCUGCAGCACAUGGCCAAGAUGAGCUACAUGACGGAGAGAGCGGACCGGGCCAUGGAGCGAGGAUACCUGGAGCAGCAGGCCGGAAACGGCGACUCGUCGGUCCUGGGGCCCACGGACCCCCCCCCAAAGAAACAAUCCACGAGGCCCCCCAGUACCCCCAUCAGCCGGGGCCCCGGCCGCCCCGCUGGUCGGCGUCGGUCGACCGCCGGCCGCUUCGAAACCGCCGCCGCCGCCGGCAAGGCGGGGAGCGGGGGAGGCGGCGGAACCCCUUCCUGUUCGGGGGGGGCGGCGGGGACGCUGUUGAGCGCAUCCCCGGGGUCUCCGCCGACGAAUUUCUCUCCUCUUCCCGCGAAGACGGCGGAUGGUACGGCGCCGAGAGCGACGGCCGUAGGAGACGACGACGACGAGGAUGGCAUCAUGAGCAGGACCAGGAUGACGUCCCGGGCGCGACCGCUGUCGCCCAAUCGCGGAAUCGGCCUGACGGGAGGAGAUGAGGCCAUCGGCACCCCGGAGGACAAGGACCGCGAUGCCCAAGUCAUCCGGCGGAAUUCCGGUCCCUUUCAGGGGUUUGCACCGUCGGAAGACGACGGCGGGGCCGCCGGUGGCGGCGGUGGCGGGGUCGGCGGCGGUGGCAGCAGCAGCCUCAUCGGCGUGGCGGACUGGACUCCCCCCCCGGGUCACCGCACGAUACCCUCGCCGGCCCGGGCGGCGGAGCUAGAGGCGGAGGUUGCAUUCCUGACCCGGCAGCUUUCGGUGCGGCAGUCCCUGGAGGAGAGGCUCAAGGGGUCGGAGUCGGAUAAGGCCAGGCUCAUCACUAAGCUUGCCACGGCACAGGCGGAUGCCGCUCGACGAGCCGAGUCUCUGGAAAUCAUUCUUCAGGAAACGAGCGAGAAACUCGCCGCUGCGCAGCAGCAGGCCGUCACCACCCAGAAACUCCUGGCCGACGCCGAGGAGCGGGCGAGGACCGCCCAGCGAGAUCUCAGGCUCUCCCGCGAGGCCCUCCGCGUGCAGUCGGAGCUCGCCAAGGCGGCAGAGGCCGCCUCCAGCGCCACCACCCUCCUCAGCGUCUCCCCCGGCAGCUCUUCGCGGUUCCCGACGUCCAACUACAACAUGCCGCUGGCGGCCUCCCCGGCGCUGCGCGCCCCGCCCCCCAUCGUUGGGGGGGGUAGAGGGAAGAGCCAGCUGCUCGUGGGGAGGACGCAGGAGAUGGGGGUGAGGUUCGCGCUGGACACGCUCAAGUACUCGGAGGACGAGGAGGUGGUGGUGUUCAUGCUCCACCUUGUGCAGGGGCUGAGACACGAGGCCCAGUCGUCGACCAACCCGCGAGGAGGACAAGGUUCAUCAUCCAACGCUCCCGGUCGCGCUGGUUCUUUUUUUGUCGCGAGCGGCGGUCCCGCCCCCUCCAGCGGUCCGAGCGAGAACACCUCGAGCCUUGCCCGCGUCCUGUUCAAGUCGACCACAUCGAAUAAUACAUCUUCCGGCGGGAAGCCGCAGCAACAGGGGAGCGGCAGCAGCAAGGGGAAGGACGAUGGCCGCGAGCUUUCGCAGCUGGCGGUGCUGCUGAUCAGCCGGGCGUGCGAGAACGAAGAGGUUGCCAACUUUCUCUUCUGGUACCUCAAGCUCGAGGCUGAGGGAGAUGCCACGCUGAGACCGAUGUACUCGAGGGUGCGGAAGGCGCUGAUGGAAAGCCUAGCGAGGAAAAACGCACCCUUCGCGGGGGCUCUCAAGGCGGCGGAGGCUUACAUGCAGGCCAUAUCGGCGGCCCACAAGAUGGUGAAGAAGAAGGGGGGGAGGGCCCCCGCCAAGACGGCGAGGCUCAAGGGGAUUCUCGCAGAGAGACGACUACACGUCGUGCCGAACUUCGGCGUUGGCGGCGCCGGAGGGAAGGGGAGAGGGGGGGGGGGCAUCGGCAAGGGCACUGCGGUGGUACCACUGCCGCUGGAUCCGCACACGACCGUUUUGGGGCUUAGACCUUCGACGGCGUACACGUUCCCGUCGGCGAUGAGCCCGUGCGUCGUGGAGUUUGUGCUGAGCGACUCCGUGGGCCCGGGCUUCAAGGGGGAUGAUCUGCUCCUAGAGCCGUGCGACGAGAGGCCUAGGAUGGUGACCGACAUCAGCGAAGCCGACCUCAAGUCUUGGAGCGGCGCCGGCCCCUUGCCGAGAGCCCGAUCCGGCUCGGUCGGGGCGAUACUGCACGUAGAGUCUGCCGUUGUCGAGGCGUGGGAGGAGGAAGAGGAGAGCCCGGCGCCCACGGAAGAGUCGUCCGCGCACACCGCACAGACGUCCGCCCUCGAAGAUGACCGAGAUAUCGACGAGGGAGGGGAAGACGAUGACGACGAUGACGAGUCGUUCCUGGACAGAAGACGUAUCAGCGCGGACGCGGGUUCGUUUAACUCACUGGAGGAAACCAACUCCGAGACCUCCCCAGCGGUGAAGCGGUUUCGAGAUCUCAGCGAGGCCGCUGUGGAUUCGGAAGAGGUCGAUGGCGACGCUAGGAAGCUCAGGUUCAAGACCACCAAUCCCUCCCCGAAAGAAGCAGGCGGCAAGAGCAAGAAGGGCAGCAAGAAGGGUGCCGGCAGCGGCGCGCCUUUGGCGGGGGGUGAGAGGGAGCGGUCAAUUCUCGCGCGGCAGGCAUCCGGCGAUCUCACCAAGCUGCGGUUAUGGGAGCAAAUGCAGGUUUUAGGGGCGGCGAGUCAGGACAGGGGGAGCUACCUCGCCAUCUUCAAGAAUGGGGAGGACGUGCGGCAGGACCAGCUGGCGGUGCACAUGGUGUCUCUCAUGGACAGGCAGCUUAAGGAGGCCGGCCUCGACCUCAAGCUCAAGUCUUACCGCGUGCUGGCGACAAGCUUGACAACCGGGAUGAUCGAGUUCGUCCCUGGCUCGGUUCCCAUGUCCGCCGUGCUCGCGACGCACAACAACAGCGUGCUGGACUUCUUGCGGCACCACAACGCGGACCCCGGCGGGCCCCUCGGCAUGAAGCGCGAGGCGCUCGACAACUUCACCAGAAGCUGCGCCGGCAGCUGCGUGGUGACGUACCUCCUCGGGGUGGGAGACCGUCACCUGGACAACCUCAUGCUGCUGCCGGAGGGGGUGUUGUUCCACAUCGACUUCGGGUACUUGUUCGGCAAGGACCCGAAGCUCAUGCCACCACCCUUCCGGUUAACGAAGGAGAUGGUUGAGGCCAUGGGGGGAACCGAGGCGCCGCACUACACGGUCUUCAAGUCGCUCUGCUGCCAGGCAUACCGACAUCUCCGCAAGUCGGCGCACCAGUACCUGAACCUGCUGUCUCUCAUGUCGGGGGCGGGCAUCAAGGACCUUGCGGACGACCCCGCGGCGGUGCUGCAGCUGGUGCAAGACCGGUUCAAGCUGGACCUCACGGACGAGCAGGCCGACGCGCACUUCCUCUCGCUCGUGUCGCAGAGCAUGACCGCCCUGGCGCCGAGGGUACUGGAGGUCAUGCACCAGAUCAGAGUCGCCGCAAGAUAACCUUUAUGCCAUCCCCCUAUUAAUAGUUCCCCCUCCCUCCAGAGACCCAGGUGUCUGUUGGAGGUAGCGGCUGUUUGUUUCACAUCAAAGUUCUUGUAUGUUCCAUUUUUUUUCGUGAGAGAUAAGAGAGAGCCAAGCUUUUAUUUGCCUUUGGAGUAGAAGCCACUUGCUGUACCUGUUAAAUAGUGGUGAGAGGCGUUUUUGCCCGUGUGCGGGGGAGGGCGUUCCAGGCCCAACCCGUCGCACCCAACGGACGGGUAGUGCACCGCCUCUUCCCUCCCAUCGACUGCUGUUGUCGUACUUCGUACAAAAGAUUUUAGUGUCCGUCGGCUGGAUGUGCCGUCCUUGAGAGGAACGGGGCGACGGGUCCGGUCAUGCUGAUUGUCGGCUGGAUUGUGGGUUCUUUAUUUUCCUCGUGUAGCGGAGAGCUGUGCGUGCGUGCGUGCGUGCGUGUCGGCUGGGUUUUGGAUUCGUUUUCUUCCUCGUGUAGCGGAGAGCUGUGCGUGCGUGCGUGCGUGCUUGCGUGUUGCUACAACGCGAAGGUCCUCUCUCACGCCUGCACGGGGACCGUCGAGAAGAAGGAGUAGGGGGGUUGAUUUGAGGCCCCGGGCGAUUCCUGGGUUUCUGCGAAAGGUUUGAGGAGAGAAGACGGAUGGAUGAAGCCUUGGGCUGGCUUUUUUCUUUUUGUCAUCUGCUUCCUAGUCGAGAGUUGCGUCUCGCCGGUGGUUUCGUGUCACCUAGACUAGAGGGCGUUUUGUUUUCGUUGUUGGUGCUUGAAGGAAGGAUUAUGAGGAAGUUGUGGCAACGCGGGGAGCGUUUUUUGUGUACCGGUAAGUCGUGGAGAGGUGUGUGCUGAUGCAGCAGAGUGGGAGGGCAGGGGGCGGGGGGCAG